Molecule: messenger RNA, 372 nt
Organism: Hemicordylus capensis (graceful crag lizard)
Lineage: Eukaryota; Metazoa; Chordata; Lepidosauria; Squamata; Cordylidae
Product: parvalbumin beta-like
Exons: 5
Coding region: 1-372 (123 amino acids)
Cellular component (GO): nucleus; cytoplasm
Molecular function (GO): calcium ion binding
Source: RefSeq, a predicted model, not a curated record
AUGUCCCUGGUUGAAUUCUUAGUAUCCCCAGCUCAUGCAAGUACGGCUCUUGCAGGGAUCCUGUCCGAGGCAGAUAUCGCGGCUGGGCUGAAAAGCUGUGAAGCUAAGGAUACCUUCAAUUGCAAGACCUUUUUUGCCAAAGCUGGUCUGAACAACAUAUCUGAUGAGAAGAUAAGAAAAGCAUUUGGAAUUUUUGACAAGAACAAGGAUGGGUUCAUUGAUCGAAAUGAAUUGAAGAAAUUCCUGAAGACUUUCAGCUCCGAUGCCAGAGAUCUGACUGAUGAGGAGACUGAGGCCUUCUUGAAAGAGUGCGACACUAAUGGAGAUGGCAAAAUUGAUUUCGAUGAGUUCAAGGCCUUGGUUGAAAUAUAG